Molecule: messenger RNA, 708 nt
Organism: Guyanagaster necrorhizus
Lineage: Eukaryota; Fungi; Basidiomycota; Agaricomycetes; Agaricales; Physalacriaceae
Exons: 2
Coding region: 1-708 (235 amino acids)
Source: RefSeq, a predicted model, not a curated record
AUGUUAUUGACGACGAUACAUUGGGAAACAUACUUCAAUAUCUGCGCCCUUACUCCCCAACUUCCUCGUCACUCAGGAUCUUCAGAGAUCGUUUGGCACUGGCUCGCGCAUCCGCUCGUUUUCGCGAUUUAUGCCUUCGUGUCGUCUACCGAAACUGAUUAUAUUCUGGGAUCCUUUUCGCAAUGCACCCAAGUUUCCACCAUCUUCACGUUGGAAAUACAUCCUGACUGGAUUAAGCCCACCUCCCAGGUGGCUGCUGCCCUUCCUUCGACGCGCUUGAAAACCUUCUGCCUUGAGGUCGCUGAUAUGUACGGUGUCUUCCGACGAGGUAUAUGGCAUGGAUUUGUCGAAGCCAUACUGCUUUCUCCCUCGUUAGAAUUUUUGGAGUUCGACCAUGCUCCCUGGAUCUCCGGUUCGGAAAAAUUCCUUUCCAUUAGCUUGCACCACACUGGCAUUCGUCAAUUCGUCUAUUGUUCCCCUUUCUCAGAUGACUCUCGGUUCCGUCCUGAAUACGGUAGGAGGAGACUAGAGCAGCUCGAUGUAGAGGUUCAUAACCUUGGUAUUUUGCUCGAUGCUUUUCGAGAGACGUUCGAAGUGCUCGAAUUGCCAGCUGAGCUAGCAAGGUACCUCCUACUAGAGCCGUUUCCCUCCUUACAAGAGCUUCUCUUCUGCCGCCUUGCAUUCCCUCUGGUCCCGAGUUACGUCUGA